Molecule: messenger RNA, 924 nt
Organism: Brettanomyces nanus
Lineage: Eukaryota; Fungi; Ascomycota; Pichiomycetes; Pichiales; Pichiaceae
Exons: 1
Coding region: 1-924 (307 amino acids)
Source: RefSeq, a predicted model, not a curated record
AUGAAUAUUGAUAGUGGAAAAAGUGAAGAUCCAUACUUAGAGGAGGAAGAUCUAGUGUCACAAAUCGAGAGGCUUUCGCCAGAGGAACGAAUAUUUGAUUUUAGAGAUGAUCCCUUUAAAUCGUUGAGAGAAAGAUUCAAGGAAAAAAAAGUGAGUUUCCAAGAAGCACCAGAUGAAAAAAGUUCCAAGAGUUUAAUGGGACAAAGGAUAUUACUUGCACUGUUUGGAGAAAGAAAUGAGCAAAAAGAGCAAGAGAAUCCGAAAAAGGAAUAUCGAGAAAAGCAGGACCAGAGCAGGCUACCCAAGGAAGAUCCUACUGAGACGCUAGAAGAUCGGUUACAGGAAAGCAUGAAUUUGAAUUCAAAGGCGGUAGGCAAUAUUGAUGAUAAUGUGGAAAGCCUAAAUGAAAUCAUGAAGAAGGCCAUAGCAAGAACCUCUGAUAUUGUAAAUAUUGUAGACAUAUUCGGAGAGGCUACUAUCAAACGAGAGGAAAUUCAGCUUAGAAGACAAUGCGGAAUAAGAGAAAUAGAAAACAAAAUGGAUGGAUUAGUGAAGUCUAAAGAAAAGAAUCAUCAAAGAGAGGAUAUAAAAAUUUACUCGAAAUUGAAUGAGAGCAUAGAUAGAGGGUUGUUGCUAGAGAAAGCGUGCAGGAUGCUAAUUGAUCAUAUAUUGGGCUUAUAUGAUGAGGUACUCAUACCCAAUAUUCUUUGGUCCAAUUUGAAGACAAACAAAACCGCUAUAGAUAUUAUCACUGGUGAUAAUAUGAUGAUGGACGAAAAAUUGGAAAAUACCUUCCUGGAAACGGAAAAGAGGUUGAAUGGAUUUCUAUCAUCCACUAAUAGAGUAUUUCCAGAACAGAUAGAUUCAACCAAAACUUUGCUUAACGACCUGAAAGGUACGGUAUACCAAAGAUUAUUUACCUAA